This is a messenger RNA of Triplophysa rosa, 2051 nucleotides long. It is a transcript of the gene rhcga, whose product is annotated as Rh family, C glycoprotein a. NCBI's taxonomy places the organism in Eukaryota, Metazoa, Chordata, Actinopteri, Cypriniformes, Nemacheilidae. The record is from RefSeq and is a predicted model, not a curated record. Gene Ontology annotation, cellular component: plasma membrane. Gene Ontology annotation, molecular function: ammonium channel activity. Bases 50 to 1516 code for a protein of 488 amino acids. The transcript has 11 exons. Gene Ontology annotation, biological process: ammonium homeostasis; ammonium transmembrane transport.
UCCAGCCAUUACUCCCAACAGAGUCCCCACCCGAACAUCUCAUCUCAACAUGGGAAACUUGGCGGACUGCUGCCGGAAUUUCUGGUGCCCCAUGAAGAACCCAAACGUGCGGAUCAGCCUGCCCGCGGUGUGCUUCAUCUGGCAGAUCGCUAUGAUCAUCUUGUUUGGACUCUUUGUGCGUUACAAUGAAGAAGCGGAUGCGCACUGGUCGAAGCACAUGCACGAGAAGAACAUUACAAGCCAUAUCGAGAAUGACUUUUACUUCCGAUACCCAAGUUUUCAGGACGUGCAUGUGAUGAUCUUCGUGGGUUUUGGUUUUCUCAUGACCUUCAUGAAGCGCUACAGCUUCGGCGGGGUCGGGUUUAACUUCCUCAUCGCGGCGUUCGGCCUCCAGUGGGCUCUGCUCAUGCAGGGCUGGUUCCACUCGCUGGACCCUGCUGAUGGGGCGAUCAAGAUCGGAAUUGAAAACCUCAUCAAUGCCGAUUUCUGUGUCGCCGGAUGUCUCAUUGCAUACGGAGCUCUCCUGGGAAAAGUCAGUCCGGUCCAGCUGAUGGUCUUGACGCUGUUCGGAAUCACUUUGUUUGCGGUGGAAGAGUACAUCAUUUUGCAUCUUCUCCAUGUCAGGGAUGCUGGCGGUUCGAUGGUCAUCCACACAUUUGGAGCAUAUUACGGUCUAACCAUAUCGUGGAUCCUUUAUCGACCGAAACUGAAGCUCAGCAGCAGCCUUAACGGCUCUGUCUACCACUCCGACGUCUUUGCCAUGAUUGGAACCCUCUUCCUCUGGAUGUUCUGGCCCAGUUUCAACUCGGCUAUCUCAGAUCAUGGAGACGGUCAACACAGGGCGGCCAUAAACACUUAUCUGGCCUUGGCUGCUUCUGUUCUCACCACGUUUGCCAUCUCUAGUCUUUCAGCCAAGAAGGGAAAGCUGGACAUGGUGCAUAUCCAGAAUGCCACCCUGGCUGGAGGUGUCGCCAUGGGAACGGCAGCCGAGUUUAUGAUCACAACUUAUGGCUCGCUGAUAGUUGGAUUCUGCUGCGGCAUCCUGUCGACUUUCGGCUACCUGGUGCUCACGCCAUUUAUGGAAAAGUAUUUGAAGAUUCAAGAUACCUGUGGCAUCCACAACUUGCAUGCCAUGCCAGGUCUCCUCGGAGGAGUUGUGGGGGCCCUCACAGCGGCAUUAGCCAGUGAGAGUGUAUACGGACGUGAGGGGUUGAUAAACACCUUUGAUUUCGAGGGGAAGUAUGCAGACAGGACACCUGCCACGCAGGGAGGUUACCAGGCCGCUGGUAUAUGCGUAGCUCUUGCUUUUGGAAUCGUAGGCGGCAUUAUCGUAGGUUGUAUCCUGAGGUUGCCAAUUUGGGGAGACCCAUCAGAUGAUAACUGCUUUGAUGAUGAGGCGUAUUGGGAGUUACCUGACGAGGAAGAGAGCCUCCCCCCUAUUCUCGAGUACAAAAAUCACACGAUCGGCAAAAUCCCAGAGAUGUCGGAGAUGAGCUACACGGUGGAGCAGAGCUGAUUCAACAAUGAUGCUCAGAGAUCCCCCGACUGACUCUUUUUAAGGAUGAAGUGAAUGCUCUGAUCUGUUCUGUACUGCAAAGAUUCAGUUCAAUGUUAUAUUUCUGCUUUUGUAAGUUAAGGAGGCCGUGAAGGCUACAAGGUUCAGCUCUUCGUUCAAUUCCUGUGCAUAUUAGAGUCCUAAAAUUAAAUCACUCCGAAAGAAUGGAAUAAUAUAUUGUAGUUUAUUUUUGCUGCUCUAAGUUGAUGAAUUGAUUUGUUUUGAUAAUAGUGUUAAUAGUUAAGCCUGUUUAUCUAUAGCUAUUUCAGUUGAUUAUGUACAUUAAUAUGUAAAGAUAUUGUCGAAGUUUGUUUGUUAUUUUUUCUACAGUAAAUGUGUUGUUAAAUGUGUUUUUCCUUAUAACCUCAAGCAUUUUUACAUAUAAUGUAUAAAACAACCUUUACACUGCUUGAAUCUAUGCUUGCUUUCUAAAUGUUAAUUUAGUUCCUUUUUUAAAACUUUCUAUCAAAAGCUGUAUAUUACAUCUAUAUAUUGU